Molecule: messenger RNA, 1053 nt
Organism: Candida dubliniensis CD36
Lineage: Eukaryota; Fungi; Ascomycota; Pichiomycetes; Serinales; Debaryomycetaceae
Gene: ADH1
Product: Adh1p
Exons: 1
Coding region: 1-1053 (350 amino acids)
Molecular function (GO): zinc ion binding; oxidoreductase activity
Source: RefSeq, a predicted model, not a curated record
AUGUCUGAACAAAUCCCAAAAACUCAAAAGGCCGUUGUCUUUGACACCAAUGGUGGUAAAUUAGUCUACAAGGAUUACCCAGUUCCAACUCCAAAGGCCAAUGAAUUAUUGAUUCACGUCAAAUACUCCGGUGUCUGUCACACUGAUUUACACGCUUGGAAAGGUGAUUGGCCAUUGGCUACCAAAUUGCCAUUGGUUGGUGGUCACGAAGGUGCCGGUGUUGUUGUUGGUAUGGGUGAAAACGUCAAAGGAUGGAAAAUCGGUGACUUUGCCGGUAUUAAAUGGUUGAACGGUUCUUGUAUGAGCUGUGAAUUCUGUCAACAAGGUGCUGAACCAAACUGUGGUGAAGCUGACUUGUCUGGUUACACUCACGAUGGUUCCUUCCAACAAUACGCCACUGCUGAUGCCGUCCAAGCCGCUAAAAUUCCAGCUGGUACUGAUUUAGCCAACGUAGCACCAAUCUUAUGUGCUGGUGUCACUGUUUACAAAGCUUUAAAGACUGCUGACUUAGAAGCUGGUCAAUGGGUUGCUAUCUCUGGUGCUGGUGGUGGUUUAGGUUCUUUAGCCGUCCAAUACGCCAAGGCCAUGGGUUUAAGAGUUGUUGCUAUUGAUGGUGGUGAAGAAAAAGGUGAAUUUGUCAAAUCAUUAGGUGCUGAAGCUUACAUUGAUUUCACCAAAGAAAAAGAUAUUGUUGAAGCUGUUAAGAAGGCUACUCACGGUGGUCCACACGGUGCUAUCAAUGUCUCCGUUUCUGAAAAAGCUAUUGACCAAUCUGUUGAAUACGUUAGACCAUUAGGUAAAGUUGUUUUGGUUGGUUUGCCAGCUCACGCUAAGGUUUCUGCUCCAGUUUUCGAUGCUGUUGUCAAAUCUAUUGAAAUCAAAGGUUCUUACGUCGGUAACAGAAAAGACACUGCUGAAGCCGUUGACUUCUUCUCAAGAGGUUUAAUUAAAUGUCCAAUCAAGAUUGUUGGUUUAUCUGACUUACCAGAAGUCUUCAGAUUAAUGGAAGAAGGUAAGAUCUUGGGUAGAUACGUUUUGGACACUAACAAAUAA